Molecule: messenger RNA, 2959 nt
Organism: Centruroides sculpturatus (bark scorpion)
Lineage: Eukaryota; Metazoa; Arthropoda; Arachnida; Scorpiones; Buthidae
Exons: 3
Coding region: 837-1238 (133 amino acids)
Source: RefSeq, a predicted model, not a curated record
GAAAUAGAGGCUUCUGAUUUAAUGGUUCCUCAGAAACCGAUGAUCCUGUAUUUCCGUGUUUGUGUUCCUGUAUGAUUUUCAUUCUCUCAUAACGGAAUUUGUCUUUUUUUUUUUCUUUUUUUAGUGCUCAGUCCCCAUUAGCCGAACACAUUGCCUUCUCCAGACUGGGCAUUUUAUAUAUAUAAACAUAUGAGAGAGAAAAUAUUUUCUCCUCCUCAAUUCUUUACUGCGUUUGCUCUUCGAGUAGUCUGCCAUUGUCCUCGAAUACAAGAUAUAACAAUGGUAAAUUUUUUUUUAUUCGUCAAAACCUGACGAAACAUCCAACGGAAAUAUGUCUUACUCCUAGAUUUUUUUGGAAUUUCCGAAAAAUUCCUAGAAUUUUUCGGAAGUGGUAAUGUUCUAAACAGGAAAUGAUGUCACUGUGUGGUUUAGUUUCCGGUGAUACUAAUCUUAAUUUUUAUUUAUUUUGUCUGUUUUGCAGAUGAUAUAGAUGAUUACAACAAUGCAUUAGAAUCAAGAAUAAAUGCACGAUUCCAGGUAAAAUUUCGACAUGGUUUUAAUUAAUUUAAAUUAAUUUUAAUUCGUGAAAUAAACUCUCUCUUUUCUACUUUUCUUUUUUAAAGUCCAUUCUUUUCUUAGGGUAUAGAAACCGAUGAAAGAAUCAGAUUUAAUCUUCUAAGGAAGGAAUUUCCUAGCUGUGAACGUGAUUUUCAUAACUGGCUUUCUUCGUCUGCCGAUUUUCAAAGAUUAAGUGAAAACGUUAAAGUAAUAAUAAGUGUUUUCCUUCAUAAAUUUCUGUAUCUUGUCUGAUGUUUCCUCUACUUCUUCUUCGAUAGAUGGUAUCAAAAGAUAGAUACCGCUUCAGGGGGAUUAUAAUGGAAAUAAUCGACAUGUCGCUGGACGUGCACUUGAGAUUACAGAGAUGCUUUUGGGAUCCUUUGAAAUAUCGCUUGAAUUCCGUCACGGAGUUAAUGGGCGCCAUCUUAAACCUGGCCCUAAGAAUUAUUCGUUAUUGUAAUUCUAGAGAACAAUUUUAUGCCAUAAAACUGAAAUUAAUUCUAAAACACUAUGUCGACGUUCGGUUUCGUGGUGUCGAUGGAAUUAGCUUGAAGUCAUUUUCGGAAAUGUUAGAUGAAAUAGAAUCAAAACUGAAGAAACUAGUGAGCCAGUAUAAACGCGAAGAAUGGAUUUCGAACUACAAUUGGUUACUUCUUCAUGCUGAUGACCCUCUGGAAUAGGUUAUUGUACAUUGUUUUUAAAGUGUUGGCAUUUGUGGAUGCUACAAGUAAUUGCUCAUGGCUAUUGACAAUUGAAUGUAACAGGCUAUUUACAUGUAAGCGUAUGUUUUGCUUUACUUUCGUGUAUUAAAAAAAUUGGUUUCAAAGGUUUUUUUUAAAUUCCCUUUUUUUUUAUUGUAUUUUUUACCUGACAAAUAAAAAAAAUUUUUUUGAAAAUUUAUAAAUUGACUGUCACGUUUAUAAACUCGCCCUUUUUCAAACGAAAUGGUAUUACAAGGUUGAACCGUGAUCUUUAUCAAGAUCAAUCUCGCCACCUUUGCUGCAAACUUUCAAUCCAGCAAAGAAUGUCCUUGAAGAAAGUCUCCAGCAUAGGUUAUUGUUAUUGAAUUGUAUAUUGGCAAUAUGGUUCUGCGGGGCGCGAAAUACAUGGUAGCUAGUUAUUUCUCAUUAAAUCUGGGCUUUAAGGUGGAUAAACCUCCCAGACCAGCUUGUCUAAGGUUAUAUUUGAACUGUGUGUUGGCGUAUUGUUAUGAUGGUAUUGGACUUUUUGUCAACUUUUGGAAUGUACGGGAGCACUCGAGUUACGGUGAGAAUUCUCUGGUGUUCAAACGUGGAUUAUUGCCUAUCAGUUGCAGAAGAAUGUUGUCGUCAAUAGUGUAACAUUUUUCCCAGUCUUUUCUACUAAAAAAAAAUCGAAAUGUCUAAAUUUCACCUCUGCAGAAUUUUUUGUAUUGUAUUGUAGAAGGCCUAAAUUUAUGGCCCCGGUAGCAGGAAGUUGAAUAUUGGCAUCGGGACUGGACGAUUUUUCCCCAUGUUUACGUUGCUAAGUGGUAUAUAUUGAGAUUUGCUCCCGGAUAUACAAGCAAGAGGUCCCUUCAAAAAAAUUCUGCAGAGGCCUGGUUGAGAGAAAUUAAAUAUUCACUAUGAGGAUUAAACGAAAUAUUUACUCGUGGUUGGUUUGGUGGGAUAAGGCAACGUAAUACGUGGGCGACCUGCUUUGAGAUCAGACAUGUGAAGAAAACCUGAAAUUCCACACGGCCAGCCAUUGAUGAGGCGUAAAUCCAUAACCAGUGUUCAAUAAUCAGACUCUCAAUGUGAUGGCUGGGUUGUGAGGAUCAGGACCCAACAACCAAUCCAGGAUGGAACACCCUCCAAAAAAUUCUUGGUACAGACCACCGACCAGAAAACUGCUGGGAUUUUCCAACUCACCCGGUUUCAUUCCCAAAUUUCCCUACAAUUGCAAACUUACCAUUCUGAUGAACUGGUGAACCUCGGGUGAGAGAACCCAGGAACUUCUGAUGGGCAAUCUGUUCCGGAAAUAUUAGGUCCGUUCCUCAUUAUUCUGACGACCCCAUGAUGGGUAUAAUUAUUGCCAUAGAUGAAAAUAAUUCAGUUUAUAAUUGAGUGCAAACUUCUCACGAGAAAAAUAUCAAAUGAACUGCAGAUUCCUUUAUUGGGCUAUUAAGGAUAAUAAAUAAGCAAUAUGGCAGGAAGCAGUCCGCCAUCUCUUGUUAAAUAUAAUAAUUAUAAUUUUAGGUUAUUCUAGAAGAAAUACGUUCGGAACGGGACUCGAACCCAUGCCAGCUUUUUUUUAGUGAAAAUUACAUAACUUUUGUUAGAAUACUGUUUGUUUAAAUAUUUUAAAGACUAAUAAACAUAUAUAUAGCAUAUAUCAUAGGGAUGGGCAACCCACAGCCUGCUGAAUGCAUAGCAUUUUUUCA